AUGACAGACAGCAGCACCAAGUUCUACUACAUCGGUGUCGACGUUGGCACCGGCUCUGCACGAGCCGCGCUCGUCGACGAUGACGGCAACAUCCUUGCAGAAUCAACAAAUGCUACGCAGACGUACCGUCUCGAAUCAGACGCACGCAUCUUCGAGCAGUCGACCACCGACAUUUGGUCGCAGAUCAAGUCAGCCAUCACCCAGGUCGUCGCUGCGUCCAAGGUCGAUCCCAGUCUCAUCAAAGGUCUCGGCUUCGACGCGACUUGCUCUCUCGCAGUCACUGACUUCGACGGCAAGCCGAUUGCUGUGACACCGCAAUCCUCGGCGACCAGCAGCGAAUGGGGUCCCGGCGAGCGCAACGUGAUCUUGUGGGCUGAUCACCGCGCCGAAGACGAGGCGGCGCUCAUCAACUCGACCGGAUCCAAGGUGCUCAACUACGUCGGCAAGACCAUGUCGCUCGAGAUGGAGAUCCCCAAGAUCCUGUGGUUGAAGAAGCACAUGCCAGCGGACCUGUUCAAGAAGUGCAUGUUCUUCGAUCUGCCAGACUACCUGACGUACAGAGCAACCGGAUCGUUGGCGAGGAGCAACUGCUCGUUGGUGUGCAAGUGCUCGUACAUUCCUCCGGGCGUAGACGGCUCCGAACUCGGAUGGCAGCCAGACUUCUUUGAACAGAUCGGGCUUGGCGAGCUGGUCAAGGACGACUUCAAGCAGCUCGGCGGUGUUCCAGGUCGCAACGGCAUCGUCCUCACUGCUGGUCAGCCUGUCGGAGAUGGCCUCAGCGCUGAGGUUGCUGCCGAGCUCGGUUUGCUGCCGGGUACGGCGGUCGGAUCUGCCCUCAUCGACGCCUAUGCAGGCUGGGUCGGCACCGUCGCUGCACCGGCAACCAACCCUGUCGACGAAGAAAACAACCACCCAUCACUCAUCAGCUCUCAGAACCGACUCGCUGCUAUCGCGGGCACCAGCACAUGCUACUGCGUUCAAUCACCUGACGGCAUCCUUGUAGACGGCGUCUGGGGUCCUUACAAGCACGCCGUCUUUCCUGGCCUCUGGAUGAACGAGGGCGGACAAUCCUCGACUGGUCAACUCAUCGACUUUAUCAUCGACACGCAUCCCGCAGCGCCAUCACUGCGCACCACAGCAUCUGAAACCAACCGAUCGCCCUUCCAAGUUCUACACGACAAGAUCGACUCGCUGGCAUCCGAAGCAUCCCUGCACCAUGCCUCUUUCCUCACCAAGGAUCUGUUCAUCUACCCGGACUUUCACGGCAACCGCUCGCCGCUCGCCGAUUCGACCAUGAAGGGCAUGAUCACCGGACUCAAGCUCGACCGCUCGCUCGCCGACCUCGCUCUGAAAUAUUACGCCACGCUGGAAGCCAUCGCCCUGCAAACACGACACAUCGUCGAAUCGAUGAACGCCAAGGGACACAAGAUCGAUUCGAUCUACAUGAGCGGCGGACACGUCAAGAAUCCCGUCUUUAUGCAGUUGAUCGCCGACGUCUGCGAUAUGCCGGUUCAACUUCCGUUCAGUUCGAGCGCGAGUGUCGUCGCUGGCUCUGCGAUCCUCGGAAGAUUCGCGGCCGAUGUCAAAGAUCCAAAGUCUUCAGGUGCAAGUGGUGAGUUUGCGCCGAAGGAGCCGACGAUGAUCGCAGACCAAAAGACAGCGGAAGACAGCUCGUUCAAGUACAAGGACCAUCUGUGGGAUUUGAUGGUGAGGAUGACCAAGCCGGGAACGUUGGUCUUCCCGCAGAAGGAUGAGAAGUUGGCCAAGUUGUUGGAUGUCAAGUACAGGAUCUUCCGCGAAUCGAUCGAGAUUCAGCGCAAGUGGAAGUCGAUGGUCGGCGAAGCGAUCAAUUGA
Molecule: messenger RNA, 1854 nt
Organism: Pseudozyma hubeiensis SY62
Lineage: Eukaryota; Fungi; Basidiomycota; Ustilaginomycetes; Ustilaginales; Ustilaginaceae
Exons: 1
Coding region: 1-1854 (617 amino acids)
Biological process (GO): carbohydrate metabolic process
Molecular function (GO): kinase activity; phosphotransferase activity, alcohol group as acceptor
Source: RefSeq, a predicted model, not a curated record